Molecule: messenger RNA, 2657 nt
Organism: Capra hircus (goat)
Lineage: Eukaryota; Metazoa; Chordata; Mammalia; Artiodactyla; Bovidae
Gene: ILDR1
Product: immunoglobulin like domain containing receptor 1
Exons: 8
Coding region: 256-1914 (552 amino acids)
Cellular component (GO): plasma membrane
Molecular function (GO): high-density lipoprotein particle receptor activity
Source: RefSeq, a predicted model, not a curated record
CGCGGGCGGGGGCCGGGGCGGAGCAGGAAGCCCCGGCGCGGGGAGCGGGAGGCGGAGCCGCGAGGAGCGCCCCAGGUGGGCAGGAGGCGCGGCACCUGCCCCGGGCCCAGGCUCGGUCCGCCGGCCGCGCUGCGCCCAGUGAGGGCAAAGCGGAGGGAUUCCUUGGAGAAGAGGUGCGUCGCGGCCGGGUCGCUGAUGAAGAAAGAUCCAGUGUCCCCGCAGCCCCUCAGCUGAAAGGGGCCGGAGAGCGCCGGCAUGGGCUCCGAGCUGCCCGCACCUUGGCUGCUGCUCUUCACCUGGCUCCCAGCAGGCUGCACGUCCUUGCUGGUGACGGUCCAGCACACGGAGCGCUAUGUCACCCUGUUUGCCUCCGUCAUCCUCAAAUGUGACUACACCACCUCUGCCCAGCUCCAGGAUGUGGUGGUGACGUGGCGCUUCAAGUCCUUCUGCAAGGACCCCAUCUUUGACUACUACUCUGCAUCAUACCAGGCGGCUUUAUCCCUGGGCCAGGACCCAUCCAAUGACUGCAAUGACAGCCAGCGGGAGGUUCGCAUCGUGGCCCAGCGGCGGGGGCAGAAUGAACCUGUACUGGGGGUGGAUUACCGGCAACGCAAGAUCACCAUCCAGAAUCGAGCAGAUCUGGUGAUUAAUGAAGUGAUGUGGUGGGACCAUGGAGUGUAUUACUGCACCAUUGAGGCCCCAGGGGACACGUCAGGAGACCCAGAUAAGGAAGUGAAGCUCAUCGUCCUGCACUGGCUGACCGUGAUCUUCAUCGUCCUGGGAGCCCUCCUCCUGCUCCUGCUGAUUGGAGUGUGCUGGUGCCAGUGUUGCCCCCAGUACUGCUGCUGCUACCUCCGCUGCCCCUGCUGCCCCGACCGCUGCUGCUGCCCCCAGGAAGCCCUGGCCCGCCACCGCUACAUGAAGCAGGCUCAGGCCCUAGGCUCUCAGAUGAUGGAAAAACCCCUGUACUGGGGGGCGGACAGGAGCUCCCAGUUUUCAUCUUAUCCAAUGAACCCACUGCUGCAGCGAGAUUUGUCCCUGCGAUCCAGCCUCCCCGAGGUGCCAGUGACCCAGGCAAUCUCUCACCCUCCCAUCCCCAAUGGUGUCCUAGAGUAUUUGGAGAAGGAGCUGCGGAACCUCAACCCAGCCCAGCCUCUGCCACCUGACCUCCAGGCCACGUCUGGCCACCCCUGCAGCAUCCUGUCCUCCCUGGGCUCUGAGGUUGUGGAACGCAGAGUCAUCCACCUGCCUCCCCUGGUCAGAGACCUGCCAGCUUCGCGGAGGACCAGCAGCUCCUCCCGCCAGCAGUGGCUCCCUGCACCGCCAUCUCCCCCCAGACCCUGGGAUCUGAGGGAGGGGAGAAGGCAGCACCGCUACUCUGAUUUCCACCAGGAGCUCCGGGAUCCUGAGGCUCAGUGCUGGGAGCUGGAGCAAAGGGAGCUGGACCGACUGCGGCGUGGGAGGCACCGCGGCUCCAGGCAUCGCUGGUCACCCAGGCCCUGGUCAGACAGGGACAGCCUCAGCGACGGCGACGGCCCCUCAUCCAGUGAGGCCCGCUGGCGGCCCCGCCGCCCCCCUCUCCGGAGCCGGAGCCGCUACCCAGAGAGAGAUCCCCGCGGGCCCAGCCCCAAGGAAAGCGCUCAGGGGCACCAGAGGCGCAGGCCCCGCAGCUACUCCCCUCCCCUGCCCUCUGGCCUCAGUUCCUGGAGCUCCGAGGAGGAGAAGGAGAGGCAGCCCCAGAGCUGGGAGACCCGCCGCCAUCGUCGCUCGUGCUCCCCAAACUGGCCUGAGGAGAAGCCACCCAGCUACCGCUCGCUGGAUGUCAGCUCAGGCAAGAAUGGCAAGAAAAAAGGGAGUGUGAAGAGGCGCUUGGAGAGAGAGAGCUCCCAUAGUGGAAGGAGUGUGGUCAUUUAGUCACCGGGCACAACUCUGCUUCUGUGGCGACUUUGCAGCUCCUGUGUGUCAGCAGCAUCAUCUAAAUUUCCAGUUGGCUUGAGAUGGACACCGCAAGUUUGUAUCUAACAUCUUUGGCUUAGAUUCUGAGAAUCAGAUGGAAGAAUUUUAUAAACAAAGUUUGAGGAGUUAAUGACUGUUGUUUUAACCUUGGUACACACUGCAUAUUCAGGUAGUCAGACUUGUAAUGAAUCCUAACUGGGAUGUGGUCCCUCAGGAACUUAGUAACCUGAGUCUUCAACUGGGUCACAUUGCUCAGAACUGCGGCCAUUCUCAAGGUGAGAACUCAGGAAUCUUUAAGAGGAAAUCAAACAUGUCUCAGAGCAAGAAAUCUAUGGAGCACUAUAGGGAAAUUUCCAUGGAACCUUGUCUUCCUCGAUAGCAUAUCUAGAGGAUCCCUUCAUGUUAUGAGUCCACUUUACUGCCCCCAAGACUGGUCCUGAGUGCCUUUGAGGGUUCACGCAGAGAUGGCACAGGAAAUGUUCUAGCAAUGUGCCCUCUCACAGGCUAUUUAUUGCAAGUGUACAAAGUCACAGAGAAGCACUAUUGCGCCAGUUUUAUUCCUUUCCUUUGUUUUCGUCUUGCUUUUUUCUUUUUUUUUUGCCUAUAUCUGUAUAUAUAUUUUUUAUAUAGUAUGUAUCCAUUAAAAUCACUUUAAAUGCUUUUGGGGAAUAGCACAGUACAUAAAUAAGAAGUGAAAGGUA